GAACGCGAGCCGGUUUGCGAUUGAGCCCGCAAGUAAUUCACCACUCGGGGCUUAGAAGCGGAGAUGCGGCUUCUCAUUGAGAAGAAGGCGUACGAACUGCUGCGUCUCUUUUCCAGGGAAAGUGAAGCAUGAUAAACAAUUAAGGCUACUCAUCUUGCCAUCCUCAGCUUGGACCCAAGUGGACAACAAACAUAUCUUCACUGCUGGCUACAACAUGGCUACCGAUCUUUUGCCAUUCAGCUACAAAAGAAAACUCAGGACUCUGAACUCCAGUGCUCAAUCCCCCUAAGGAGCAUGCUGUGGGCUGAGGCAACUCUGGGAUGAUGAGGUGCAUGGGUGGCCUGGCUCAGAGGGCCUGGCUCAGCAUGGUGUUCCAGAAUCGCAGAGUCCAGCUUUUGCUGAUCAACUCCUUGACUUUUGGCUUGGAGGUCUGUCUUGCUGCAGGUGUCACAUAUGUGCCACCCCUCUUGUUGGAAGUAGGAGUGGAAGAGAAGUUUAUGACAAUGGUUCUGGGAAUUGGACCAGUUCUGGGUCUAGUGUUUGUACCAUUGCUUGGCUCUGCCAGUGACCAUUGGCAUAGUAGCUAUGGUCGUCGAAGGCCUUUCAUCUGGAUCCUAUGCCUAGGUGUUUUCCUGAGCCUUUUCAUCAUUCCACAUGCUCACCGUCUGGCCAGACUUGUUGCCUUGGAUGCCCGUGCACUGGAGCUGGCUUUCCUUAUCAUGGGGGUUGGCCUUCUUGACUUCUGCGGCCAGGUCUGCUUCACCCCCUUGGAAGCUCUGCUGUCUGACCUGUUCCAAGAGCCUGACAGCUGCCGACAGGCCUUCUCUGUUUACUCUUUCAUGGUUAGCCUGGGAGGCUGUGUUGGAUACUUGCUCCCAGCUAUUGACUGGGACAGCAGCUUCCUUGCUCCUUAUUUAGGGGGUCAGGAGGAAUGCCUCUUCAGCCUCCUCACCAUCAUCUUCCUCGGCUGUGUCUUAUCAACUGUCUUUGUGACCGAGGAGGUAUCAGCUCAAGUAGAGCUCAGCUCAGGCCCUACAGGAAAGUCUUCUUCCAAGUCCCCAUCAUUUGCCUGCUGUUGCUUCUGGCUUCCAAAGAACUUUUUAAGGACCAGGCAUCUGGUUCAGGCCUUUAGGAAUCUUUGUGCCUUGGCCCCACGCCUGCACGGCGUGUGCUGUCGUAUUCCCAAGGUAAUCCAAAAACUUUUUGUGGCGGAAUUCUGCAGCUGGAUGGCCCUCAUGACAUUCAUGUUGUUCUACACAGACUUUGUUGGGGAAGGAUUAUACCAAGGUAUUCCCAGGGCUGAACCUGGGACACAGGCCAGGAGAAAUUAUGAUGAAGGAAUUCGGAUGGGUAGCCUAGGCCUCUUUCUCCAGUGUAUCAUCUCCAUUUUCUUCUCAACAAUCAUGGAUCGGAUGGUGAAACACUUUGGGACACGAAUGGUCUACUUAGCCAGUGUGGCUUUAUUUCCAUUAACAGCCUUCAUCAUGUGCUUCUCUCAAAGUGUUGUCAUUGUCACUGUUUCUGCUGCCUUGACUGGCUUCCCUUUCUCAGUGCUUCAGAUCAUUCCAUACACACUUGCAUCACUUUAUCAUCAUGAAAAACAGAUAUAUUUGCCUAAGUAUAAAAGUAAAGAGAAUGCAGCUCAAUCAGAAAAGAAACUGGGGUUCCUCAAAAACCACCUUUCUACGCAGAAGCUGACCUACCAGAAUGGACACAGUGGUGGCCUGUAUUCUCCCCCUGUUGCUGGCUCUUCCCUCUGUGUCAGCUCACCAUGUGAAGUUUCGCUCAUGAUGAUGGUGGGAGAUUCAGAUACUGCAGCGGCGAGCCGAGGCAUCUGUUCAGAUCUGGCCAUCUUGGACAGUGCGUUUCUUCUUUCCCAGGUUAUCCCGUCCCUUCUUAUGGGUUCACUGGUUCAGUUCACACAGUCGGUCACCACUUAUAUGGCAUCGGCUACCGGCUUUGGGUUGGUAGCCAUUUACUUUGCAACCAAAGUUAUUUUUGACAAAAGUGAUAUGGCUAAGUAUUCAGUGUAGAAGGAGAAAAGUAGAGGAAAAAUUAAAGACAUACUAGGGAAGAGUCAGGAGUGCAGAUACAGCCUUUCUCUCCUUCUCUGUUCAAUGAUAUGUACAAAAUAUUUGACUGAAGGAAAAUAACUGGGUUGAUCUCAGGGUGUCUUAACAAAAAGUGUGGUAUUGGGCUGCCUCUUUUUUACCCAAUGCCUUCAGUAAAAAUCUGUGCCCAAUCUUUGGCUCAGGCUCACAAGAGCCAUUUGAACACUUCCUUUAGUUGUGCAGGUGGAAGAUGACAAAGUGCAGAAGGGACCAAAGAUAGUUCAAAAAUGCAAUGAACCUCCGCUUCUUAUUUACUUUCUGUAUUGAAAUGUUGUUGGUCAGCUUUUGUACUGAGAUACAGGUCCUCACAACUUGCCAUGAGCCAGAAAUCAUAUGGAAGAAUGUGAUAUGGAAUGUUAAUGUUUUCGAAAAUAUGUCAGAAUAAUACACUCCCUUCAUUUUUCUGGAUAUGUUGCAGGUCAAAGUCUAGGUGGUAUAAAUAAUCUGAGCAGAGCUACAUAGAAGGGAGCUUGUUUAAGAGAAGAUGCUGUGGUUACACUGGCAGAAACUCUACCACUGCAUGAAGGAAAUGAAACCUUAGUUGUCAGCUGACCCUUUCCCCCACAUCUGCCCAAAACAGAGCUUGCAGUUAAUGUAAAUAGAAAGACUUGCAUAAACAGAGACUGAAGAACAUGUGUCUCUGGGGAAUUGCCUUUAAGUGACUGACUGGCCCAAACAAACUACAGUGCCUUCUACUGUGUGCAAUCCUAAAAAGAAGGCUUAGAUUAGAGUAAAAACAUUUGGGUGUAGGCUGCUAUUUCGACUAAGGAGAUGUGUGGUCAUCUAAAUUUCUGGGGAAGGACUGCAUAGAAAAGGAACUAUGUUCCUACGUACCACAAGGCAGGCACCAAACUGAAUUUUUCACUGUGUAAUCCAUUCUUUCUGCCACCCAUAUAGAGCCUAGGCAUUUCUCGGGCUAGAAAAGUACUGCCCUUUUUUAAGCGCACACACACAAACUUACACACCACACCCCAACUGUUUUUAAUAAGCCAUUUAACUGGCAUUGGUUCAGUCAGCAGCAGGCAGGACAGCUUUUCCUGGCUAGGACAAACACAUAUCGAGUACAAGAGUUCAGGAUGUAUAGAACAAUAUGUCCAUAAGGUCAAGGUCAACUCUCUUUUUCCAAGGUAGGAUCCUCUUUCCAUGGGUUUCAAUUAACAUUGAAAAGACUGUAUUGAUAAAUUAGAACAAUUGGUAAAUUAGAUAUGGCAAUAGUUAUUAAGUAUAUAGGGAUUGCUGGAAGCCUUAGGAUUCUAGAAUCUGGGAGGGGAAAGAGGAGUGUCUUCUAUAUUCUUCCCCCCAAAAAAGCGUCACUAAAGCUGGAAUUUGUAUUUCAAGCAAAACUUCCAUUGAUGGUCUUUUCUUGGAAUGUAGAUAACCACUAUGAUGAGAUGAUCUUUUGGGCUUGAGAGAGUGUAAGGUGGGUGUUUAUUUUGUAUCUAUUUGAUAUAAACUUCAGUUGAUCAUUUCUAAUCUGACCCAUUUUGCAGUUUGAACUGUGAGAUAAUUGUGGAGACAAUCAUGUGGUCCUUUAAGCCUAUGCCGAUGGGUUAGCUUUAGUGUGCUGCAGUCUUGCAAAUUAUCACAAUGUUAACCAGACUCUAGCAUGCCACAAAAACCCAUUAAGGAACUGCUAGAUGAAUUUGAGCCGAAGACCCCUGUAGAAAAAAUAUUUUUGUUCAAAUGGAUGAAUCAUACUAUUGUUAAAUGCCUCAGGCAAUUUUAACUAGUCCAAAUUCUUAGCUUAAAGAAACCAGUCUGUUAAAUCCUGUAAAAGUUGACAUUUAUCCACAAAGUCUCCUGUUACAUACUCAUGUAAUUUAAUAUUCUGAGUGGAAGGAGUAGAGUUUUAAAAUAAAAAUAAGGGCAAAAUGUCAGAACUGGAAUAGGGGAAGAUGUAAAUUGAAGCAUAAAGAGCAAAAAACAAAAU
This is a messenger RNA of Thamnophis sirtalis, 4041 nucleotides long. RefSeq names its product solute carrier family 45 member 3 (gene SLC45A3). Lineage: Eukaryota; Metazoa; Chordata; Lepidosauria; Squamata; Natricidae. Gene Ontology annotation, molecular function: sucrose:proton symporter activity. The record is from RefSeq and is a predicted model, not a curated record. Gene Ontology annotation, cellular component: membrane.